Molecule: messenger RNA, 711 nt
Organism: Penicillium maclennaniae
Lineage: Eukaryota; Fungi; Ascomycota; Eurotiomycetes; Eurotiales; Aspergillaceae
Exons: 3
Coding region: 1-711 (236 amino acids)
Source: RefSeq, a predicted model, not a curated record
AUGUUCAGACGCUCAUUUUCUUCGAAGAGCCGGGCGGGCAAGACCGUCAAGGCCAGCAAGAAGAAGUACGACGAACAGGUUAAGGAAAAGAUGCAGCAGAAGGUGGACGACAGAGUGGACACCCCGCCUGCGGGAAGGUGUGCUCUCACCAGUCCUAUCAUUACCAUGGUGGUGGGCCGAGAGCAGCGUCUGUUCGCCGCCCACGAGGAUGUCUUGGAGCCUGAAAUCCUGUCCUGCAUUCUCGAGUUCUUAUACAAAGGCGAUUAUUACCCACGCUUGCUUCACGGCAAGCGUCGCGACUCUUGGUACCUCGAGAAUGCUCAGGAUGUUGACCACAGCGGUCGCGGCUCGAGCGAAGCGACAUUCUUUCACCCCGCUGUGGAAGGCGUUGUACUCCGAGACACGGUGGUGUACUGCUCUGCCGAGAAGUACGGCCUGGAAGAAUUGAAACGCAUCUGUCUUCGGAAGCAAGGCCUUCAAAUUGGUAUUCCAGCCGAUGUGAUCUUACGAUCUGCUCGGUACGCAUAUGACAACACUCCUGACUCGGAGUCUCGAAUGCGCGCUCACUACCUUGCUCUCAUCAUCCGAAGUCGGAAGACUUUCAAGAGCAGCGGUACCAUGCAGAUGGAAAUGGAGGUCGGUGGCAAGUUGUUUUUUGAUCUGUUCGUGGCAAUGUGCAACCACAUGGAUGACCUCACGGAGAUCCGGUAG